Messenger RNA from Purpureocillium lilacinum, 408 nucleotides. Lineage: Eukaryota; Fungi; Ascomycota; Sordariomycetes; Hypocreales; Ophiocordycipitaceae. The record is from RefSeq and is a predicted model, not a curated record.
AUGCCCACACGCACAGCCCAGACCCUCUUCAGGGGUCCUGGAGGGCCCGCCCGCCAAACAGAGCCGCCCAUGACGAAACGUGCGCCCUAUCCGCGUCGCCAAGCUCCACGGCCAGCGAGACAAGCUUCGACUUGCAGGCCGCCUCGGUGCCGCCCCGAUCCAAUGAUGCGCAUGAAACGGACACUCCUUCGACGACGGACGCAUGGCCUUAGCUCGGUUUUGUUUGACGGGCGCGGCGGCCCAUUUCUACCUGUUCCGCGCCGGUCCAUUUGUUCCCAGCACAUCGGUCAGCAUCGCCCUGGAGUCGUGGUCGAUCGGCGAGUCCCAACUUUGUCUUACAGCCGACAGCGAAGACGAUGGGUUUCGACGUGGAUUUGGGAGAGAAGAGAGAGAGCGAGGGGGCCGUGA